Cylicostephanus goldi is the source of this 1374-nucleotide messenger RNA. The record is from the annotation of a GenBank genome assembly. Lineage: Eukaryota; Metazoa; Nematoda; Chromadorea; Rhabditida; Strongylidae.
AUGGAGAUGGUCGGUGAAAGAGAGAACAAGCUCACUUACACGCUGCACAUCCCGACAGAGGAAAUGACUCUUCUCCGCGUCAUGUCCCGCCCAGUGGUCUUCUUCCGCUUCUUGAGCGGCAAGAAGGACUACUUCCUCGAGAAGGAGCAGAGGACUGUACUGCUUCCAAUGUGGAAGACACACAAUGAGAAGGAAAGAGUGUUCGAGAUCGCUGGAAUCAAGACUGUUCUCCGCGGAAACUGGCUGAACAAGUGGAACAUGCGCAAUGUUCUUCUUGGAGAGUACGACUGGGAGUUCGUCAUGAUGCCAACACAGCACACGCCGAAGAAGAUCCGCUUCAUCUUCACAAUGGACAAAAUAGAGAGGUUCCAAAUGGAGAGGCCCGACUUCACGAACCUCUUCGAGAAGGAAUUCGAGAUUGAGGAGAACGAGUACGAGAGACUUGAGGAGAGAGAGCGCCGUGAGAGAUUCGAGAUGAGAAUUCGCGACGUCGAGAGGUCCGAAGGAUACAAGCACCGCUUGCACCUCAGGGUCGAAAACGUCGACACGAUGCGCCACUACGGCGAGGUCGAGAUGGUCACGAUCUGCGACGAGGAGCUCCGCUACUGCAAGCUGAACGUAGAAGGCAAACGUACCCCCAUGCUGCACGACGAGAGGAACGAGUGGAGGUUCAACACCAAGAUCCAGUUCCUGCUGCCCCACAUGCCGAAAACCCUGAAGGAGCUCAAGGAGCAGGUGCACCGCGAGAUCCAGGGACUCGUUGAGAUGAAAUGGGGAGAAGACCAGUGGAACGAGCUCAAGAUGAAGAUCCAGCUGGAGCAGGACAAGCACCAGAGGAGAUGGCUAAAACUGCUCGAGAAGGAGCACAAGGGACUCAACGCCUACGAGCUCCUCCUCAAAGCCGCUCGCCUGAACCAGCUCAAGACCGUUGUUGAGUACAAACUUACGCCAUUCUAUGAGCACCUGUUCGAAAGAGUCUACAACUUCCUUAGAGGCUACACCUUCUGGAACUGCAGAGUCACAAAGGUCACCAGCGAACGCAAUCGCCUCUUCUUCAAACUGAAUGUCGACCCCGUGAGCCGAAACCUGAUCAACUUCGUCCUGAAGACUCCCUAUGAGCAGAUGGAGCUGUACGACUUCUACGUUCCACGACUCUAUCUUCCCUCAAUCGCCAGGAGGACUCUCCGUGACAUCCGCGACGAGAUGGUGAAGGAACGUGUGUGCGAAGUUAAGAGCACCAAGGUCAGGACCUUCGACGACGUCGUCUUCCGCGCCCCGCUCACCAACUGCUACCAUGUCAUUGCCAAGGACUGCACUGAGGAACAGCGCUUCGCUGUACUUGUCAAGAAACCCAGGAAGGACUCGGAGGAGAAG